GAUGUCGUCCAGGCGUACAGAUCACUCUUCCGCACCUUCUACAACUUCCCACCUCAGCUUUCAACGACGAACGUCAAACGCGCACUUGGACAGUGCGAAAUCCUAAUCAAAGUCGCAAAGGAGUACGGCUCUCUUGAGCUCAUCCGGCCACACCUGGGCAAUCUUCUCUCCCAAUUCCGGGAAGCCCUCUUCGUGUCCAUCAAGAAUGACCCGGCACGCUGGCUACGCGUCUCGGUCGACCUCGAGUCACCAUCCAUCUACACAGAAGCGUUGAUCCAUCUGGUCGGAUCGUACCCGGCCUGGCCAUGGGCGACACCGAAGAGCGAAAUCCCAGGCGGCAUCCACAAGCUGAUCAAGACCAAAGCCCAGCACCUUGUAAAGCUCAGCGCGUUGGUUGAGCGCGAUCUCUUCCUUAACUCUAUCGAAGGCGCCGACGGCAAAUACGUCACGAUGGAAAGCGACUUCGAGGCUUGGAUGCCGGCGCAGAUGUUCCGCGACUGGUUCUGCAGAGAGGUACGCGCGGCCGCGUUCAAGAACUCCGACGCGCCGAACCCGAUGCGCAUUGGUGCACUCUACCGCAGGAUUAGGAAGGGAGGCGACGCGUACCUGCCGUUCGAUGAGGUGCUGAAAACGCUCAUGUUGCGCGUGCGGAACAAGACGGACUCGUGGACGGAGCUUGCGGACGAUCUCAAGAUGCUCAAGGAGUAUGCGACGAAGACGGUGGAGGAUAUCACGAAGAACAAGCUCUUGCUGGAUCUGGAAGCGAACACGAUUGGCUAUCUUACCUGUGUGGAUGUCACGCCGGCUGAUUAUCCCUGG
Messenger RNA from Mytilinidion resinicola, 819 nucleotides. RefSeq lists its product as uncharacterized. The annotation marks the transcript as partial. Lineage: Eukaryota; Fungi; Ascomycota; Dothideomycetes; Mytilinidiales; Mytilinidiaceae. The record is from RefSeq and is a predicted model, not a curated record. The transcript has a single exon.